AUGGCAAGUGUGGGGGCAACCCUUCUUUACAUACAAGGCCAGUGGUUAGAUCUAUUGUUGUCUUCCUCGCUUUGCAUACAAUAUCAAUGGACUGGAUCUGGAAAUUAUUUACCACUCAAGAAAGAGUUGGAUUCAUUUGAUAAGGCAUUGGAGAGUGUUGAAGAAGCUCUUUUACGGCUUGAAGACUUGCUUCAGGAGCUGCAUGUGAAAAGCUCGAGUUCUGGAAAGGAGCACUUAAAAGCUGCCUGUUCAGACCUUGAAAGUAUACGAAGACUUAAGAAAGAAGCUGAAUUUCUUGAGGCAUCUUUCAGAGCUAAGGCAGCUUCUCUCCAGCAGGGAGAUGAUGUCACUAGUUCUACCUCUCCAGUUAGUGAGCAACGUCAAUAUUCUAGAGGACAAGGCAGAAAGAGUGCUAAUGUGAAAAUGGAUAGGAGCAGCAGCAAUCCUCCUGGAUUAUGGAGUAUCUUAGCAUACCGCCCGGCAAAAUCACCUGAUCCUGGUCCAUCAACUGCAAUUGAAAAUGAUGGUGGAUACCAUGAACAGGGAGGUGUGAGCAAGGAAAUUGUUGACUUGGAAUCCAAUGAAAUUCAACGAUUUGAACUCUUAAGGAGCGAACUAAUAGAACUGGAGAAACGAGUUCAAAAGAGUACUGAUCAGUAUGAGUAUGAUGAGGAAGAAAUUCAGACAAGAGAUGAUGCUUUGAGGUACAGUAAUGAAGCUAAAGGUGCUCAAAUGGUGCAGAUUCAGAAGAAAGGAAGUAUCAUUGAGAAAUCAUUGGAUAAGCUGAAAGAAACAAGCAUGGAUGUUUGGCAAGGCACUCAGCUUCUAGCCAUUGACGUUGGCACUGCUAUGGGACUGCUCAGGAGGGUUCUAAUAGGGGAUGAAUUAACAGAGAAAGAGAAGCAAGCUCUCCAAAGAACGUUAACUGACUUGGCUUCAGUAGUUCCAAUUGGCUUUCUCAUGCUCCUUCCAGUUACUGCAGUAGGGCAUGCUGCUAUGUUGGCUGCAAUUCAACGAUAUGUACCAUCACUGAUACCUUCCACUUACGGACCCGAAAGGUUAGAUCUCUUGAGGCAGCUUGAGAAAGUAAAGGAAAUGGAAGACGAGGUGAAUCCCAAUGAAAGUCCAGAGGAAUAA
Messenger RNA from Fraxinus pennsylvanica, 1137 nucleotides. The record is from the annotation of a GenBank genome assembly. Lineage: Eukaryota; Viridiplantae; Streptophyta; Magnoliopsida; Lamiales; Oleaceae.